GCUUUUCCUUUAUGCAAUCAUCAUUGUACAGAAAGAUACAGAAGAUAAAGAUAAAGAUAAAGAAAGAGGAGGAAUUUAGUUUUGCUGCUAAAGUGGGUGCUCAAUAUUCUCGAGCUUAAUAAAUUCCCACCUCCCCUCCAAUCCUAUUCGAAUUUGAAACUCUCCUCCCACUUCCAUCCCUUUUCUUUGUCUAUCACGAAGAGAGUCGAUUUAGAGUAGAGAGAGAAGACAUUUUUGUUUUUUCAAGACGGAAGAAGAAAAGUAGAAUGAGUACAGCGAGAUUCAUCAAGUGCGUGACUGUCGGCGAUGGAGCUGUUGGGAAGACAUGCAUGCUCAUCUCUUACACCAGCAACACCUUCCCCACGGAUUAUGUGCCUACUGUGUUUGACAACUUCAGUGCUAAUGUGGUGGUAGAUGGAAGCACAGUUAACCUUGGGCUGUGGGAUACUGCUGGACAGGAGGAUUACAACAGGCUGAGGCCUUUGAGUUACAGAGGAGCUGAUGUCUUCCUGUUAGCAUUUUCCCUCAUCAGCAAAGCAAGUUAUGAAAACAUCGCCAAGAAGUGGAUCCCCGAGCUGAGGCAUUAUGCCCCAACUGUGCCGAUUAUUCUGGUGGGCACAAAACUGGAUUUAAGGGAAGACAGGCACUACUUGAUAAAUCACCCCGGCGCAACCCCAAUCACAACUGUACAGGGAGAGGAGCUGAAGAAGAACAUUGGUGCUGCUGCUUACAUAGAGUGCAGCUCUAAGACCCAGCAGAAUGUGAAGGCAGUCUUCGACGCCGCAAUCAAGGUGGUGCUUCAGCCUCCAAAGCCGAAGAAGAAGCGAAGAAAAGCGAGGCCGUCGUCAUGCAUCUUCCUAUGAGACAUCUACAUUGCCCUCAUCCAGACGGCGAUAGUAUGAUUCUAGAUUAUCGGAAACGUGCUCGCUUCUGGGACAUAUUCCCAAAAGACGACCCCGAAAUAUUUUCUCAUGAUCUGUAAUUUUCUUCAGCUGAAUACCUGUGCCAUCGUAUUGGGAGUUGAUUCAAAAGAUUUACACAACACAUUAUACGCAAAAGCAUAAAGAGGAAGAGGCCAAGGCUUGAUCAGUGCAUGCUUUUUGAGACUA
Eucalyptus grandis is the source of this 1109-nucleotide messenger RNA. Its product is annotated as rac-like GTP-binding protein RAC2. Gene Ontology annotation, molecular function: GTP binding; GTPase activity; protein kinase binding. The coding region runs from base 267 to 863 and encodes 198 amino acids. Gene Ontology annotation, cellular component: cell cortex; cytoskeleton; cytoplasmic vesicle. The transcript is spliced from 7 exons. Gene Ontology annotation, biological process: cortical cytoskeleton organization; regulation of actin cytoskeleton organization; small GTPase-mediated signal transduction. NCBI's taxonomy places the organism in Eukaryota, Viridiplantae, Streptophyta, Magnoliopsida, Myrtales, Myrtaceae. The record is from RefSeq and is a predicted model, not a curated record.